AUGACGAUCAAUGAGAAUAACAAUAAUGAGGGAAGUAUGGCUGCGUUAGACCGUUAUGUUGCCCCGGGUUUGCGACUUUGGAUGCUUAUCGCUUUGGUAUCGGGAAUAUUGCUAAUUAUGGUAGUGAUCGUUUGUUGCUUCAUGCGAAUUCGAAUACCCCGCACGAAGCGACAAAUUGAUUUAAUUGCUGCAAGGAGGAAAAUUCGAAAAUCGAUUUUAUCUGCUGAGCAUUCACCAGACGAAAAAGCACAACCAAUCGUAAUGAAUACGGCGAAACAGCCGGUUCAUCAUAAAGGAGGUAAUCGUCGAGAACACGAAGAUAAUGCCGCUGAAUCUAUACCUCCUGUGCAUAAGGUUUCAACACAUGCUACUACUGCAGUUUAA
Messenger RNA from Cercopithifilaria johnstoni, 384 nucleotides. NCBI's taxonomy places the organism in Eukaryota, Metazoa, Nematoda, Chromadorea, Rhabditida, Onchocercidae. The record is from the annotation of a GenBank genome assembly.